CCCAAAGCCAUUAGCGGUGAACUUCUCGGCCAUGGCGGUUCGAAUUCCCAUUCACACUCUCAUUACUCUCUUUUCUUUCUCUUUCUUCGCUGCCCAUCACUUUGAAUUUGCAACAUCAGAUGAACCACCAAUGCCGAGUUUUGCUUUCAGUUGGUCGGAUGAUAAGGACACAUUCCAAGCGGGUGAUACAGCAGCCAUAAAGGUCAAAGUGCUUGGUAAUUUUGGCAGCAAUGGAAACAAAAGUGCUUUCAGUCCUACCCUUACUGUGAACGGGAAGACUGGGAACAGUUGUUUCAUAUCUGGGGUUCGUUCAGAUUUUGGGGAUGAUGGUAAUAAUUGGAGAAUUUCUUUUGUUCCUAUUUUGUCUGGGCUAUUCAGUGUGAUUAUCAAUGAUGACCAUUUUAGAGUUCUUGAUUCAUCACUUCAUUUCACUGCUCUACCAGGGCAAAUGUACCCGUCCGCCAGUGUUGCUUCAUGGAAGGGUCUUGUGAACGAGUUCAUAGCAGGGGCAAAAGCUACGGUUCUGAUACUUCCUAAGGAUGCAUUUGGGAACAAUAUUUCUACGAAUAGCAAAGAACCAAAUUCCUCUAUUUUUGAGGUGUCUGCAUUUUAUGGAAAUGGGUCUAGUGCAAAUAUGCUUAAUGUCACAUUCCUAGGAUGGAAUAAAUUUGGUUAUGUCAGCAUUGAGCUUAAAAUGUUCACAACUGGAACCUUUUUAUUGCAUGUAGUAGGGGGGAAUCAGACCUUGAAUGGCUCCCCCUUACCAUUCAAGGUGAACCCAGGGCCAUUGGAUGUCUCACAUUGUUUGGCUAAAUGGCGUUUUGAUACAAAUGUCUUACAAAUAUUUUCUAAGAUGGAAAUUUUUAUACACCAGCUAGAUCAAUAUGGGAACCUUGUUCCAGGAUUGAAUGAAUUUGAUGCUGAAGUUGUUGAAAAGGAGACAAACUUGUCAAUACCUAUAGCAGAUUUACAUUUUGUUGAAGUGGUGCCAGGGAUUCAGUUGUUUUCUUUCAGUGCAUCAGAACCAGGAAACUUCAUGCUGACAAUAUAUGAUAUGGGACAGAAUAAAAGCAUCUCUAAUAUGCCGUAUGAUUAUACUGUUUAUGUAGGUUAUUGUGAUGGAUCAAGUAGCAUGGUCAAUGGAUCUGGUUUGGAUAGUUCUGUUGCGGGGGAAAUGGCAAAGUUCUCUGUUUAUUUGAAUGAUAUAUAUCAAUAUCCCUCUCCAGUUGAGUUAGAAAGGCUUCGAUUACAAAUUGUUCGGAAACUUGACUCCCUCGUUGUAUUGCCAAGCAUACAUCCUAUACUGGUUCUCAAUGGAAGUGAACAAUCUGGAGAACUGAGAUAUGGCGUUAUCAGUGAUAUGGAAAUUGCUUCUGCACCAUUAAUAGACCCAAAUAACAUUUUUGUUGGAAAUCCCCAAAAACUCACUAGUGCUUUUGAUGUCACUUAUACACCAAUAAAGAGUGGGAUUUAUGACAUUCAUGUGUAUUGUGGCAAUGUUCCUCUAAAUGGUGGUCGCUCAUUCACAAAGGAAGUUAGGGCAGGGAACGUUAACGUAUCACUUUCAGGUUUCGUGAAAUAUGCUUCCAAAGUACCAAAGUUGAUUGAAAAUGAAAUAGUAGUGCAGCUCGUUGACUCCUUCAAUAAUUCUGUCUUUUUGCAACAAUCAAGGCUAAAACUAGAGAUUGCUUCAAUUAACACUUCUGCUUUCUCAAGUUGGAUGUUCAUGGAUAACAAUGACGGGUCCUACAUCAGUCAUUAUGUGCCUAAGGAAGUUGGAACUUACAAUAUAUGUGCUUCAUUUGACGACAAACAUUUCUCACCCUGCCCCUUGGGGGUCAAUGUGUACAGUAGUGAGUAUUUUCCUAAAGCCUACAAUGAUACAAUAUCAGUUUGGGAGGAUGAAUCAAUUGCUUUUGAUGUUCUAGCGAAUGAUUACUUCUCUGGCGGGAAUGCCAGUAUUACUGAAUUUUCAAAACCAAGGCAUGGCUCACUUCUACAGUGUGGAGAGCUCUUUAGAUAUACACCUUACAAAGACUUUUAUGGGGAUGAUUAUUUCUCAUACACAAUAUCUGAUGUUAAUGGAAAUCUUGAUACUGCUGCUGUCAAUAUCUCUGUUCUCAUUACCCCACCCCAAUUUGUUUCCUUUCCAAGUCAAUUGCAGGCAAUUGAAGAUGUGAUUAGUCCCAGAUUUGGGGGUUUCUCGGGUUUUGAGAUGAGAUAUUCAGAUCUGAUGGAGAACAUCUCUGUUAUUCUCAGUGCACAAUCUGGUUCUGUCUUUCUUUCUCCUAUGCUGAUGCAAUUUUGGCAAUCAAUGUGGAGUGGACUUUCCGUGAAGAAAGGGGAUGGAAAAGCUAAAGAUUUGAUUUUGGAGGGUCCUGUAGAAGUGAUUAAUUUUGCACUUCAGUCAAUCCAAUAUUUUGGAAAUGAAAACUUUUAUGGCAAUGAUAUCAUCCGAGUGUCCACCACUAACAGAAAUGGAAUGAAUGACUUGAAUGUGUCAGUAUCUGUGGAACCUAUCAAUGAUCCUCCAUUUAUUCGUGUCCCUGAAUUCAUUAUAUUGAAGAAGAACAAUGGUGAUGGGUCUCUAAUUUUUGACAGACAAAAAGACAAGUUUGAGUUUUCUAUUUGGGAUCCAGACCUUCCCAACUUCCCUGGUGGCGAAUCUCGAUUUAUGGUUACACUUUCCUUGGAAGUGAACUCUGGAAUUCUGGUGACCAAUUUACCAGCGGAGCUCAUUCAUACAACAGAGCUGAAGUUAAAGAAUAUGUAUCAGUGGCAGCCUCUUCAGACAUUUGUCACCAUCUCAAAACAUUUUAUGGUCAAAGCAAAAGGUGUCAGGUUUCGAGGAACAGUUAAGGACUGCAACAGUGUCAUGGAACAACUAUUUUAUGAUGGUGGUGAACAUGGUGCAGUUUUAACAGUGACGGUAAAUGAUAUGGGCAAUUAUGGGUGUUAUCCAGGGAGUGCUGAAAACAUAUCAAUGCCUUUAUUUUCUGAGGCUACUGUAAAUCUAAUCCGAAGAAGUCCAAUGAGUUCGUUGGCUGCUUAUACUCUGGGAUCAGCAAUUGUUAUUGAAUUUCUAAUGAUGCUUUCUCUCGGAGCUAUACUUCUGUUUUUCACUUGCAAAUGUGCAAUUGUUCUGGUUCAUGAAAGAAGAAGUCGUGAUAUUGGCAACAAUAAGCUUUCUAAAGUACCAAGUUCCCAUAAACAACCGCCAAACACAAGUUUAUCUGAAGAUGCAACUUGCUUCACUGGGUGGUGCCCAAGCCCUUUCUUUCAUAGCAGCCAUCCUUCCGACUUUCAACGAAGAUCUCGCCUUGAAUCAGGAAACAUACAAACUGGCAAAAAUGAUGUAUGUAGUGAUCACAGUCAGCAGACUCCUCUGCCUAGUUUGGUGCCACUUGCUAUUGAAAAGGGGCAGAGUAGAACAAUUUGAUCCAUCAAACAUGCAUUGUAAAUAAUGUAAUAUUUGGGUGCCUGUUUAAAUUAAGUGAAUGGUUUCGCAUUCUUCUC
This is a messenger RNA of Malania oleifera, 3516 nucleotides long. RefSeq names its product protein GAMETE EXPRESSED 2. Gene Ontology annotation, molecular function: actin filament binding. Lineage: Eukaryota; Viridiplantae; Streptophyta; Magnoliopsida; Santalales; Ximeniaceae. The transcript is spliced from 17 exons. The record is from RefSeq and is a predicted model, not a curated record. Bases 32 to 3439 code for a protein of 1135 amino acids. Gene Ontology annotation, biological process: actin cytoskeleton organization; pollen sperm cell differentiation.